Messenger RNA from Gekko japonicus, 3090 nucleotides. It is a transcript of the gene ANGEL1, whose product is annotated as angel homolog 1 (Drosophila). The coding region runs from base 107 to 2164 and encodes 685 amino acids. The record is from RefSeq and is a predicted model, not a curated record. NCBI's taxonomy places the organism in Eukaryota, Metazoa, Chordata, Lepidosauria, Squamata, Gekkonidae. Gene Ontology annotation, molecular function: 3'-5'-RNA exonuclease activity. The transcript is spliced from 10 exons.
GCUGCGGCAACAACACCGCGCGAGCCCCGCUUAAGUCUUCCUCCGCUUGCUGAGGCGGAGCCAGGCUCGCGCGUGGCUGGCAACGAGGAGGGGAGGAGCGGGCGGCAUGAUCGGGACCGUGCUCUGUUACGUGCUGCUGCCCGUGGCGCGGCUUCUGCAAGCUUUACGAGAUGGUUUUUUUACAUGCCGAAAGAAUGCGCUUCUGGUGAAGAGCACAGCGGCCCAUAUAGAAGGCCUUCCGGUUUGUGGGAAGCCAGUUUCAGAGGAGAAGCAAGCCCUGCUGCAGCAGUGGCUGGAGGAAGAAGCUGGGGGGCCAUACACCAAUGAGAGCACUUCAGAAACAGAGAAGGUGUCAGCCACUUUGGCUGCUGAGUGGCUGGAAGGCCCACAGCUACUGAUGACAAGCUUAAGCGAUUUGAAUGUGGCCCCACAGUCUGAUGGCCAGGAGCAGCAACAGGUGGUUCAGAAUGAAACGACUUCUGGACUACAGGAAUUUGUAGAAACUGCAUUGGCAAAUUUACCACUAGAGGAAAGAGAGGCCAUAGAGGACAAUACUGUAUGGACAGCACUAAGGACCCAGGCUAAUCUUCAGGCUGUUGACGGUGCACCUCUGUCCACAGAAGUGUGGAUUGAAGACCCUGCUGUGUUGGCUUGGAGUCCUGCUCAGGAGACUGAUGUGGUGACAGCAGAGGGCGUUGUGUUUCCUUUUGAGAACACAGAUCAAUUUCAGCCACUCCCAGCGGAAAUACCUUAUCAUGAGAUUCUUUGGAGGGACUGGGAAGAUGUUUCUGCUCAGGCUUGUAUCUCAGAGCCAAGCUCAGAUGCUGGAUCUUUAUUUGAGUUCAGAGUCAUGUCCUACAAUAUUCUGGCUCAGGACUUGAUAGAACAGAGUCCUCAUCUUUACAUGCAUUGCCAUCCAGACAUUUUGAGCUGGAGCUAUCGUCUUGCAAAUCUCUUACAGGAGAUCCAGCACUGGGAUCCUGAUAUUCUUUGUCUCCAGGAGGUUCAGGAGAAUCACUAUUGGGAGCAGCUGGAACCAACUCUUGUGAUGAUGGGCUUUGGUUGCAUCUACAAGCGGCGGACGGGAAGAAAGACAGAUGGUUGUGCAAUCUGCUACAAGCAGAGCAAGUUCCAGUUAAUCAGUGCUAACCCUGUUGAAUACUUUCGGCCUGGCUUGGACAUCCUCAACAGAGACAACGUUGGUCUGGUGCUAUUGUUGCAUCCCUUACUGCCAGAGAGCUUGGGAGACAAGGCAAUCAGACCCUUGUGUGUGGCAAACACUCAUGUUUUGUACAAUCCUCAUCGAGGGGAUAUCAAACUGGCCCAGGUGGCUCUGCUUCUGGCAGAGAUAGACAAGACUGCAAAACUGGUUGAUGGCAGUUACUGCCCCAUCAUCUUAUGUGGGGACCUAAAUUCUGUGCCUGACUCGCCGUUAUACAAGUUUAUCAGGAAUGGCCAGUUGUACUACCAUGGGAUGCCAUCCUGGAAGGUGUCUGGGCAGGAAGAGUUCUGUCAUCACCCACAUCAGCGGAAACUGCUGACUCCUCUGUGGCCCAGCUGUCUAGGUAUAACUGAUAGUUGCCAAUAUGUCACUCUUUGCAAAAGGAAGAAGUCAGACAGGCGUAAAUAUAGCCGUGAUUUCUUGCUUCAGUUUCGUUAUUGUGAUGUCGCCUGUGACCGACCUGCAGAAUUAGCCCUGUUGGAAGGAGUGACAGAUGCCAAACCAGAACGUCCUGCACAUUGGUCUAAGGAGCUCACUGUGGAGAAUAACUCUGAUGCAGAACUGUUCUGUUCCAGAUAUCCAGGCUGUGUCCAGCAUGGCCUGAACUUGACCUCUGCCUAUAGCCAUUUCCUGCCUCAGAAGGGCCGCCCUGAGGUUACAACUAUGCCAAUGGGUAUGGGAGCCACCGUUGAUUAUAUCUUCUACUCAGCAAAUCCAAUCAGGAAUGAGAAUGUAGGAGGUCGCAGGAUGUACCAAGAUGGAGCCCUAAAACUACUUGGCCGCCUGUCCCUCCUCUCUGAAGACAUCCUUUGGUCAGCAAAUGGCUUGCCUAACCCUUUCUGUUCAUCUGAUCAUCUCUGCCUGUUGACCAGCUUUGGCUUAGAGAUCUCUGGCUUCCGAUCAUAUACCAGACCUCUAGAACUCUCACAAGAGUUGCUUUGAAAGGGGAAAUCAUGCCACUGAAGUUUGCAUCAGUUAACAAAAAAAAGAAAAAAAAUCAACUAUCUACCCCACCCCUUCCCUUUCCCCCCUUUUGAGUUUCCUUUGUUCUUUUUUCCCAUGCAUCUUUCUCAUGAGGAAAGCAUUGGAUUCACCUCUAAUGCUGCAGUUCUACUCUGGGCUUCUCUGCCAGUUCAUGCCUGCCUCUACUCUGGCUUGCACCAUCUUUUAAAGGACAUCCUGCCAGCAAACUUGACGUUUGGUAGGUUUGCCAUUAGCCAUCAUGAUCCAAAAGGUCACCAGAGCUUGUGUACUUUGUUAGUGAGCACUCCGAGGGCCCUUGGAGAGCAAGAUAAGAGUGGACUUGUGGUUUUUAUUAUGACUCUUCCUGCAAACUGAUUUCUCAUCGCACUCGGGCCAGAAUAGUUUUUUGCAAAUGUUCAAAAUGUAGCUUUUUUGUGGUGCUGCUGCUUGCAACCUUAAGGGUGUUAAUUGACUGGCCAGUCAGCUUGGAGAGAAUCAAAGCAAUUUAAGUGACUUCAUACGCAAAGAGUUUCUAUCAGGCCAGGCUUCAACUCUCCUGCAUGAACAGAGACACUGAGAACCUUUCAGCAUUAGUCAGAUUUUCCCCCUCUGCCUGGAGUGCACUAUUCCAUUUUAUAGUCACGUUCUUCAGAUGGCUAUGUUUCUCCUUCACCUAUCAGCUCAGGAUAUUUCUGAUGCCUCUGCUGGCAGGGAAGAAAGGACAGCCAAAACUGGUUGUAGAUGAAUGCUUUUGUUGUUUUGCUUUUAGAUUGGAAGCCACACUGCCAGGUACCCCGCGCUAAGCCUAGCAAUUGCUGCUAAUUUGUAUUAUUGAAGAAUUUUGAAAGGAGUUGCACAGUCAACCUUGAUCCAUGGAAACCACAACAUCUAAUUUCAGCUACAUG